Molecule: messenger RNA, 5868 nt
Organism: Neurospora tetraspora
Lineage: Eukaryota; Fungi; Ascomycota; Sordariomycetes; Sordariales; Sordariaceae
Exons: 1
Coding region: 155-5746 (1863 amino acids)
Biological process (GO): telomere maintenance
Cellular component (GO): chromosome, telomeric region
Molecular function (GO): DNA binding
Source: RefSeq, a predicted model, not a curated record
CAGUACUACACCUAUCCGCAGUGCCGCGCGCUGUACCAACACCCUUCGCGCUGGCUUCGCGACGGGCUUCAUUAAAUGACAUAAUCGUAUUUUCUUACUUUGCGCUAAACACGACAUUUCUUCUUUGGCCCCGGCCAACUUGAUUCGCACGAAAAUGGCAUCGGCCGAUGCGAUCGAUGGUGCAGCCGUCGUGGCUCUCGAAUCACGGACAGUGACGCCAAUUGCGCAACUAGACCCAGAACUCCCCGACCAGAACUCACGAAGUGUUCGAGGAGAGAUCACCAUCACAUGGCCCUAUAACAGGGUCACCCAUACUCUCGCUUUCCUACUCGCCGAGCCCGAUGUACGCCUCCGUCGAACCAAAGGUCAAGUGCGGGUGCAGCUCCAUGGACCAAGCGCGAAGGCCGUCGCCGACUGUGGACUGGGAGCUUGCGAUGAGGUGUUGCUCAGUCUCGACGGCGUCGAGUGGACAAAGGACGAGUCGCCCGGGAGCAUUCCUGGAGCUCGAGUAGACUGGCAGUUGCAGUUCAACAAAAAAUUGGUACUUCAGGUGAAGCUGAACGGAUCCGACGAACCGAAACACAUCAACGUCGACAGCGAACAAACCGAGUUGCCAGAUGAGCUGCCAGAACCGUCGGCGAUACAGCAGCUGGAGCAGACUGUGAUCGAACCAGAACCGUCCGUUAUCGAAAAGUUGUCGGCUAUUCGAAAUGUCCCAGAUAUUGCUUUGAACGAAUACCCAUCGCCUGCUUUCAUCAAGAGGGCUAGAAUUUCAUACGGCUCCCUUUUCGAGGAUGGACUUGACAUAUUCGAGGAGGAUGGCGGCAUCAAGGGCAAAGGUCGCAAGCGAUCACGCUUCGCGCGGAAGAGCAAUACAUGGAGAUACUCCAGUAAAUCCCCGACUCCCGAACCGGAACCUAUGCCCGAGGAAGACCCAGUGAGUCAGGCACAGUCACCGGAUCACGAUGCUAUGGAGGAAGAUACGGUUACAGAAGCGCCUGCACCAAAACCUAAAAUGACGGAUGGAGCCAGCCAGACCGUGGAAUCUGAGAUGACGUCCAUCCCACCGGCGGCAUCCGAGCAGGCCCCAACAGAAAAAGUGGAAGCAGUUCCACGCCCGGCCACUUGGGAGAAGGUGGAUAUUGGAAACCAGGAGACAUCAAAGGAUACCGCGCUUCAAGAGACAGAAGUGGCCCACGCCGCCUCUCACAUUCUUGGUAUGGCAAAUGGAACCAUAAACCAGUCAUAUCCAUACCAACAUACCGACAACCAAGCUCACCCACCGGCUAAUUCGCUAUUUGGAGCUUCGAAACCCAUGGUAUCUGGCCUUUCCAUGUUCGGCACACCGGCUAGUGUCCCUGUUGAGUCCGAUUAUGGUAUCGCCGACCAAGUGAGGUUUGGUUUUUCGCACACACCUCAGGUUCCCCAGUCAGGAGUUCCAGAACCACAGAUGCACGUUGCGCCAGAACCUGGACCGUAUCCAGACUCUUACCUUGACCAUUCCAUCCCCGCUAAGUACGAGGGCAUGGAGUCGUACAUGAACAUUGCUCAGAGUAAACCCGAACUGCAACAUGGCCAGGACUAUAACCUAGUACCAGGGCCGACAGGUACGGAGAGCUUUGAGCAAGGCCAGUGGGAGAUGGCAACUCAGGCACCGCAUUACAACCCAAUUGAGGGUGGUCACUUUGGGGCCGAUGCUCUCAACCAAGGUACUCCAGCCAUUAUCGAGGAUCCUUCGUUGCAUGCCGAUCCGACUCGUCCAGAUCAAGUUCCGAAAGGCUUCAGCAGCUACGGCCCGGGCACCGAAGGCCUUGUUGGUUUUGAAGAGCCCGAAUCACGAGCAGAAUCCGAACAAGAUGCCGAGAGAUCUGAAAUCGAGGAGCUUGUGGAGAACGAGGAGCUCAACGAGGCCGAUGAAGAUGAUAUCGGUGUUGACGAUGAGGUCAAAUACGACGAUUAUGGAGAGGAAAUCGAAGAAGGUGACUAUGACCAACGCGAAUACAACAAGCCUCAAAGCGACGACGAGGGAAUAAGUCAAGACGACGAAGAAGUUGAGCUGGAGGUUACAGAGCGAUAUGGCGAGGGCGACGUCUACGAUGAAGAUGACGAAGACGAGGAAAUGGACGACUAUGCCGAAGACUGGGAGAGAGAGCGCACGCGGUAUGAUGAUGAGGAUGCGUACGAGUCCGAGGAUCUUGACCUCGGUCAGCAUCCUCCCGGGCGCGCACCAGCUGCUGCCGCACCGGCGGAUCCCGUCGUUAUAAGCUUGCUAUCAGAUUCGGAGGACGAAGAUGAGGCUCCUCCACCACCUCAACCAGCUCCCCCUACGAGCAGACGUACGAUGGCUCGACAACUCAGCAUUCGCCAUUCAUCCCCGCCCGUGCGCGCACCUACGACUACAGAAGGCACCAGUCUUCAGCAAAUAGAGAAAUCUCCGCCUGCCGAAAAGGAUCAGCCUGCCGAAGAGGAAGAACCCACCGUUAAGCAACCUGUUGUGAAGGAAGAGCCUACUGAGAAUCAAUCAAAACCAUGGGUCGGACACCUUGAUAAACCAUCUUCAGCAGAUCAGAAGGACCAUGACCUCCAGCCCAAAGAGGACGCAAAGCCACUGGAGUCUGCGAUGGAGAUCGCUCAUACAGAACCGGCUGCUAUCACAGAUGCUGAAGUGGCUCCAAGUUCCAGUGUAGCAGAUGUCAAGGAUGUUAGCAGUGAAGUGGGGAGUCCCGCACAGGAAACCGAACCGCCCAAGACUGUCGUCACUCUAUCAACAGAGCAAGUCGAAAAGCACGAAUCUGGCUCCAAACCUGGUGAAGAGGCUCUACCCAAGUUAGCAGAUGAUCAACUCAAAGAGCAUCAGGAUAACCCCAAGUCUGAAUCCGACGCCAAUGACGAAACAUUCGAAGGGUUCUCAAGUGAUGCAGAAAUCGUUGAGCGGCCUGAGGAAGAGUCCGAGUCGGAAGAAGACGACGAGAUGCUUGACGAGGAUGAGGAAGAGAAUAGUGAGAUUGCGGAGGAAGACGAAGAACAUGAAGUCGAAGAGCAGAAUGGCAGUGAACAUGUUGUGGAUCUGCUUGACACGACCAGUGAGGAAGACGACGAAGAAGAAGAGGAGGAACAUGGGGAGGAUGAUGAUAAUUUCGAGCCGGUUGACAGCGAAAGCGAGGAAGAGGUGCUUGAAGAGAUUGACGAGGAGGACAAAGCGGCGGUGGAUGAGGAAGCCUUCGAGAAGGUAGAAAAGGACGAUGGGAAAGAGGUCUUUCUUGAAGUGGAGGAGGAGAAGAAGAUCGAGGUUGAGCAGGAGGUUGAAGAGAAGGUUGAGGAGGAGAAAGCAGGAGGAGAGGGAAAUGUCGACGAGAAGGCGGUCGCUGCUGAGGCCACAGACAUCGUUGAAGAAGUCAAGGAGACCGAUACUGGAGUUUCAGAGGUCAAGGGCGCCGAACCCGAUAUUCAAGAGGUCAAAGCCGAGAAAGGCGGUGUCAAGGAGACCGCAGAGACCGCUGAUGAGCCCAAAGAAGAGAAGACUCAAGCUGACCAGAGCGAAGCUCAGGGCCCGGCGAAGUCGCCCGUCGCUGUUGAAGAGACGGUGCAAGAAACCAUAAUCAUCCAUGAAGAGCGGGCAGAGACCGACAGUGUUGGUACCAUUAACGAAGCUGAGCCGAAAGCAUCGCUUACGGUUACUGCCCCUGCAGAUGAAGGGCAGAAAACACCUGAUCGCGUGGAGGAGGCUGAUGAAAUGGAAGCAAUCCAACAUCAGCUCUUCGAAGACAUGGUCCGUGCGUCCAGAGAAGCCAGCAUGAUGGAAGUCAGCGACGCCGAGCACGUCUCCCUCAUGUCACAAGAUACCCCCAGACCUAUUCAACUUGACUCGGAUGAGGAGAUGGGAGAUGGCGAUGAUGAGGACGUAGAGAUGGCAGACGCGGCGACUCCUAGGCCCGAAACCCAUACCGAGGAGGGCCAGAUGUCACAGGCAGUUGAAGUCGAAAUGACGAGCGAGACCAUCGAAGUCGACUCGGAUAGCAUGUCAGUCACGCACGAAGAGUCUGUCGAGGUUGAAAUCACCGAAGCACCGCACGUGCAGGAUUCUCCCAUGGAGGAUGCCGAGAUGGUAGUUGAGGUUGAGGAGGAGACCCAGGUCACUGUCGAGAAAGAAGUCACAGUUACGGAAACUCCGGCAGCUCAGCAACCACAAGCAAGCCCAUCUGCGACUGUAGAUGUCAUUGACCACGCUCCCCAGCAGGCUGUUCUUCCCUCUUCUCCCUUGACUCGGCCUUUCGCCAGCCAUGUAGCAGGAGAUGAAGUUAUGCUGGUUGGAUCCUCCUCACCAGCAAAGGAAGCUGUCCACCAAAAACCACUUCCUACUCCUGAUCAGAGCGGCCUGCUUGGUCAGGAAGUGGCAGAAUCCUUGCAGCCCGAAGAGGCUCAAGUCGCUACUGAGACAGUAAUCGAGGAGUCCACGGAGAUUGUCACUCAGGUGGAAGUGGUUGAGGAGAUUGAGACAACCACAACAGAACCUCAAGCAGCCACUACGGAGGAGGGUGUCGAGACUCAAGAUGAGGUUUCACUAAUAGUGGUCGAGGAGAUCUCCGAGGAGCAUACCCAGGACCUCGACAAGGAUCAAGCCGACGAGACGGAUGCCGAUACUCAACCUUUGAUGGUCUCCUACCACGGUUUCGAGGAGACAGACCAGUCCAAGCAAGCCACUCCCACCAAGGAGCAAGCACCAUCCACCACCGAGCCCACCGAGGAGGAAACCACGAUGCAAAAGGAAGAGCCAUCCCAGACGACCGUCACUCCAGACCAGUCCCGAUCCGCUGAUGACAAGGACGCCGACCUCGGCGUUAAGCUCGCCCGACAGGCCGUGACAGCUUCCGCUAAGCGCGGAAGAAAGCAACAGCCAGCUCUCGAGCCUCUACGUACGAGCGCGAGAAUCACCCGCGCCCGCUCCAGAAGCGAGGUCCCCAAGAGCGCCACCACCGAAGAAAACGAUGACGCCAAAGCCACCGCGCUAGCCUCUCCCUCCAAGCGCAGCUUCGCUUCAUCCUUCAACUCUGCCUCUGCCGCCGCCUCUGAGGAUAUCACCACCCCACAACCCACCACCUCGCAUCCCGACGAGAACAACAACAACAACAACGACAACCCAGCUGCAAACGAACCUAUAAGCAACGACCCAGCAACCCUCAAACUCUCCCUCUCCCGCCUCCUCCGCACCCAAUCACAAUUCGCCUCCUGCCUCACCCUAAAGUCCAUCCGCAACAACCUCGGCAAAAACGUCGACAUCGUCGCCAUGGUUUCCUCCAUCCCCACCAACCCUACCAGAGCCAAGGGCGGACCAAGGGAGUACAUGAUGAGUUUCAACGUCACCGACCCUUCCACCGCGCCCACGCAUGUGGUAGAAGUGCAGAUGUACAGAGCCCAUAAAGAGUCUUUGCCGAUUGUCAAACCCGGUGAUGCGAUUCUGCUGAAGCAGGUGGAGAUUAGGUCGAUGACGGCGGGGAAGGGGUUUGGGUUGAGGACGGGGGAGGGGUCGGCUUGGGCUGUUUUUGAGGCUAUGGAUGAGGAGGAAAAGGAUGGGGAUGAUGCUAAUACUGCUACAAGUCAACCACCGCAGAUUAAGGGACCGGCGGUGGAGAAUUGGGAGGAGUUUGGUGGUUACAUGGUUAUGCUUAAGAAGUGGUACAGGCUGCUUUUGAAGGAUGAGGCGGCGAAGGGGAAGUUGGAGAAGGCGGUUAAGAAGUUUGAGAAGUGAGAGUUGAGAUACAGGGUUAGAGUCGGGGAAGGUGGCUCGUCGAUCAAUCAGGGCUUCAAGCUCAUAUGUAGUACUUGGAAGAUAUUUGCAUCGUGAUGGAAGACAUUAUGGCUCAACUUGGC